Messenger RNA from Rubroshorea leprosula, 532 nucleotides. Lineage: Eukaryota; Viridiplantae; Streptophyta; Magnoliopsida; Malvales; Dipterocarpaceae. The record is from the annotation of a GenBank genome assembly.
UACCCAUUUUCUUGCUCAGCGAUGACUUGCCAAUGGAUAACUCCAGGCUCAAGAGGAACGUCACCGGUAUGUUUCCGAAGCAGAUUGCGCUUGCCAUUUCCUCACCAACUUCAAUGUGGGUCUCUUGGGUCAUGGGGGAUGCUCAGAUUGGCUCCAAUGUGACUGCGCUUGAUCCAUCAUGGGGAACCGAGGAAAGCUAGGUUUGAUUGAAACCCAGAUCUCCUGGGUUCCGAAGAACCCAGCCUUGCUGGGUUUCAUCGAAACCCUGCUGGGUUCGUCGAAACCCAGAUCUGCUGGGUUCCGAUGAACCCAGAUUUGCUGGGUUCAUCGAAACCCAGCCUUGUUGUUUCGACGCGAUUUCCAUUGUUGAUUUACAAUUUGAUUGAUUUUUGUUAGAAUUUAAUUAGAGUUUGAUUGUAUUUUUGUUGAAAUUUGAUUAGAUUUUGAUUGAUAUUGUUUAUUGAAGGGUUAGUUUGAUUUGAUAACAUCUGUUAGGUUAGGUUUGAGGCUUCAAUGAAACCCAGUAGCUGGG